Molecule: messenger RNA, 5933 nt
Organism: Monomorium pharaonis (pharaoh ant)
Lineage: Eukaryota; Metazoa; Arthropoda; Insecta; Hymenoptera; Formicidae
Gene: pum
Product: maternal protein pumilio
Exons: 16
Coding region: 1791-5120 (1109 amino acids)
Biological process (GO): post-transcriptional regulation of gene expression
Cellular component (GO): cytoplasm; nucleus
Molecular function (GO): mRNA 3'-UTR binding
Source: RefSeq, a predicted model, not a curated record
UUUUUAUUUUUUUAUUCACUGUCUUCCUGAUGUGUGUAUAUAUGCACAUAUAUAUGUACAUAAUACGAAAAAUUAUUGAGUUUCAAGCAUUUAUUUUUGUAUUUAUUUACACAUUUAAUUCCAUUGUUGAUUCCAUUUUAAUUCCAUUGAUUUUGGAAUUUUUACUAUUUUGCCCUAUGUAAGACAAUUACGUACGUUUUCGCGAUUAAUCGUACAGUAUUGAGCAAGACUUCCGCAAGUAUCUCGCGUUUGUCGCUCGAAAUUACACUUGUACUCUACUGGAUUUACAUCGUUUCGCAACGUGCGGUAAGACGAGAGUCCGCGGGCGCGCUUCUACGUUCGCUGGGCGAGACGGUGGUGCGUCCGGCGGAUUGUCGGCGCGACCGCCAGAGGCGCUCCGCUCGGGAGCGUCGUUCUUUGUUUCGGUUUCGGAGCGCAGUCUCCGUCCGACGAAGCGCAGUGCCCGGCUGACGAAAAUUCGCUCGGCGCGCGGUAACGAGCGAGAGGAGCGAGAGAGCGGGAUCCGACCGAGAGAGAGAGAAAGAGAGACGCCCGUCGGAGAGCUCGGCGACCCCCGGGUGGACGGACGACGCGUUCCGCGCGGAAAGGAAUGCUUGCGGACGGACGCUUUUACCGCGAGAACAAUCGAAUCGGUUCGACUCGCUCCCUCUGUAAAUAAGCCGAGUAGUUCGCGAGUGAGUGUGCAAAGUGUGCGCGAGAGUAGAAAGGAGUGGGUAUACGGCAGGAGCGUGUGAAGAGAAAAAACGCAGAGUAAGCGUCACGGGGGAGAAGAAGAGGAAGAAGAAGAAGAAGCAGCAAAAGAAAGAGAAGGAGGUGGUGAAGGAGGAGAUAUCGGAAGUGUCGAAGUGACGAAGGGCGCGCGCGUGUGACAGCAGCAGUCCCGACGCUUUUCCGCCUUCUUCCUUCUGUCUCCUUUCGCCGUCUCUCUCUUUCUCUCUCUCCUCGUCCGCUAGUCGCGUCGAGAGGUGGUGAUAGAGGUGCAGUUCUCUCUCUCGCGUUCUCGCUCUCUCCCCGGUGUCGCGAGCGCGUUUGCGCCGCGUUUCGCAUUGUUUGGCCGGCGAUAGUACAACGUUGCUCGCGUGCGGCUCCGCUCCGGUUCGCUGAGCGACAGAGAAGGAAGAAGGAAAAGAAGGAAAAAGAGAGUUAAAGAGGAAGGAAGGAAGGAAGGAUCUCGUUGCCAGCGACGAUCCGCCGCCGACGUGCACGACGACGAGCAAGCGCGUGGAGGAUCGAAGAGGCGAGACGAAAACGCGAGACGGCGGCGCUCCGGGGGUGGGAUAACUGUGCCGCCGCCGACGUCCUUGUAUCCGUGCGAUUCGUACGUCCGUGUGGUCGCCGCCGCCUUCUGUGUUUAGCGCGCCGCGACGGGGGUUGCCGACACCGACACCGCUGCCGCCGCCACCGCCGCCGCCGCUGUCGCUGUUGUAUCACCAUCGAUUGCCGGCCACCGAUCUGCCGGGCACAACAGUAGUGUGCGUGUAGUGACGACGACGACGUGGAUUAGCAGCAGCGGGGUUAGACGAGGAAGGAGGAGAAAAAGAAAAAAGUGCCGCCCGCGAGUUUUCCGUGUAACGCGUUGCCGUUAGUGUAUUACCACGGGGUUAACGGUGAAUCUCUCGGAGGUGACGCACCGCGCCGACGACGCCGCCGCUGCCACCACCGCCGCCGCCGCCGUCGUCGCCGCCGCCACCACCGCCACGACCUUGGAGACAGUGGAGAGUUUCGGAAUCGGUUACGGCCAGGGAGCGGGCGAGAGCACAGGCAACUGGAUGAAACCACCGGGGAAUCUCUUUCUCUACCCGACGCUAGACAUGAAGGAUCUGACAGGAUCCGUGGAGGAUAUGAUCGCUCCCUCAACAAAAAAGCUCUGGGGCGUGGACGAGGGUGGCUCGAAGGACGAAGGGGGUGUAAAAGGUGGUGGGACCCUGCUUCACUUGGGCGACCACCCGACUACCAUGUGGCGAGAUUCCACCUGGAGCACGACGUCAGAUCAUGCAGUGUCGCAACCAAUUUCAAUGGGUACGGGUAGACGUGUGGGAGUUGGAACAGGAUAUCACCAUCAAGCGUCAGAAGUCGGGACAGUGCUCAGUCCUAGAAGCAGUGAAACAGGAGGUUUGGGAGUUAAAAUGGUUGAAUACGUUCUUGGAUCAAGUCCUACUACACCAAAAGAUUUGGAACCACGAAUAGUAUCUCUGAGAUUGAAUGCCGAUACAGACAAGAAAGAAAAAGAAAAAGGUUCGGCAAGCCCCUUUGAUAGUACAAAGGAUGAUGCUGGGCCGCAAGGUAAUGGAUUAGCGUCACAAAAUGGCUUAGACGACGACAAAGGAUUUAAUCGCACACCCGGAAGCCGUCAACCGUCACCGGGCGAGGAGGAAUUUCAGAAAAACGCUGCUGCCACUCUGGCCGUGAACGCUGGUGGUGGCGGCGUCGUGCUGCUGAAACCCGGGAUCGACGUUGUCGGUAGCGAGGAACAUUUCAUGGCGGCAUUUGCGCCAGCACCGCCGCAUCAUCUGCAACAUCAUCAGGCACCGCCGACUCAUCAUCUACAACAUCCGCACUCGCACGCGGCAGCACAACUUUUCGGGGCGCAAGCUCCGCCGCCGCCGCAGGGUCCACCACCCUCACAGCAACAGCAACAGCAACAAGGUCCUCCGCAGCCACAAGACACCACUACACACUUCGACGUCCAGCAAUUGUUUCGCAGUCAACCGCAAGGUGCGACGCCGCAGCAACUACAACUUCUGCAGCAGCAGCAGCAGCAACAACAGCAACAGUACCUAGCCGCGUCCCAAGCGCAACAGCAGCAGCAGCAGCAACAACAACAAAACUUUCCUACGGCCCCCUAUACCGUUAUCAGCGGUCAAGAGCCCUACGUAGGGGCGCUGAUUGCCGGCGCACCACCCCCUGUGGUACCGCAGUACUAUGGUGUCGGGCCCUGGGUCUAUCCGGCUGGAUUGCUGCCGCAGGCACCGCCUCAGGCGGCCGCGCCACCACCACCCCGGCGACCGCUCACCCCCUCUUCGGCAGCGGCCGCGGCCGCCGCUGCACAGGACACCGCUAACAAUCUGGCACAAACAGUACAGGGUCAAUAUCAGGUGAUACCGGCUUAUUACGAUCAGAACGGUUCCAUCGUCAUGGGAGGCGUGCGCGGACUAAGUUCGGCAGCGACCCCCAUGAGAUUAGUCAGUCCCGCACCAGUUCUCGUGAACAGAGCUCCGUCUCAACCACCACCGGGUCCGCCGGCACCGCCACCGCCGAAUCUAUAUUCUCAACCGACUCCGACAUCGCACAGCAACGCUACACCCGGCGAAUGCCUAGGUCUGGCAGCGUGCAGCGCAGCGGCAGUGGUCGCGCAAGCCCAGGCAGUUGCGGUGCAACAGGCGCAGCAGCAAGGCUCGGGACUUGCCGCUGGUUUAGCGGCUCUAGGAUACGGCGGCUCCCCGCUCGGGGCAUUGGGCUCGCCUGCCCAACUGCAGAACACAGGUUUAGGCCUCGGUGCGUCUUCAACCGGCAGACGAGAUUCCUUUGAUAGAAAUACUUCAGCCUUCAGUCCAAGCUUGGAAUAUAGCCGGGCGAAGUGGCCUCAGAGUUACGGCGCCCUCGAUACAGGUACCUGGGACAGAGUGUAUUUAACUACAAAUGCAGGUACUUCCUGCAAAGAAUAUACAGACACAGGUACAGUCACCGCGUCACCGAGUCCCUUAGGCUUAUCAUUAACACCACCACCAACUUUAGGGGGAUCCUUGGGUGGCCUUGUUGGAGGAGCUAGUCGAGUGUCAGCAGCCCCUGGUGCCGAAGCCAAAUUCCGCGCCAGCGCGGUACCCACCCUAACAGCCAAUGGAGUGUUUGGCUCUAGUAGCUCUCUAUUUCCUAAUCUUGUAGGCAAGCCUGGUCGUGGAGGUACCGCUAAUAUCAGCGACAAAAAUUCUGGAGGACGAUCCCGCUUAUUGGAAGAUUUUCGAAAUAAUCGUUUCCCGAGUCUUCAGUUGCGCGAUUUGGCUAAUCAUAUAGUUGAAUUCAGUCAAGAUCAGCAUGGUUCACGAUUUAUUCAGCAGAAAUUGGAACGCGCCUCAGCCAGUGAGAAACAGCUCGUAUUCCAAGAGAUCCUUUCCUCCGCAUAUUCUCUUAUGACAGAUGUCUUCGGAAAUUAUGUUAUUCAGAAGUUCUUUGAAUAUGGUACACAAGAACAAAAAUCGACUCUCGCUCAAAAGGUUCGCGGACAUGUCCUACCGCUCGCACUGCAGAUGUAUGGCUGCAGAGUCAUACAGAAGGCACUCGAGUCGAUCGGACCAGAACAGCAACAGGAAAUUGUGCGAGAGUUAGAUGGGCACGUGUUGAAGUGCGUUAAAGAUCAAAAUGGGAAUCACGUUGUGCAGAAAUGCAUCGAGUGCGUUGAACCGCGAGCAUUGCAGUUUGUGAUAGGAGCUUUCGCAGGACAAGUAUAUUCUCUGAGUACUCAUCCUUAUGGCUGUCGAGUGAUCCAACGUAUUCUCGAACAUUGUACUCCUGAACAAACUCAAGGAAUUCUGCAAGAAUUGCAUGCUGCCACUGACCAACUAAUUCAAGAUCAAUACGGCAAUUAUGUUAUUCAACAUGUGCUUGAACAUGGAAAGCCAGAAGAUAAAGCACAAUUAAUCGGCAGCGUUAGAGGCAAAGUACUCGCUCUUUCCCAGCACAAAUUUGCGAGCAAUGUCGUUGAAAAAUGUGUGACUCAUGCUACAAGACAAGAACGUGCUGUACUGAUUGAAGAAGUUUGCGGCUUCAAUGACAACGCGUUAAAUGUGAUGAUGAAGGAUCAGUAUGCCAAUUACGUCGUUCAGAAAAUGAUUGAUGUCGCGGAACCGGCGCAGCGCAAGGUUCUGAUGCAUAAAAUCCGACCGCAUUUGGCAAGCUUGCGCAAGUACACCUAUGGCAAGCACAUUAUUGUGAAAUUGGAAAAGUUUUUUAUGAAGACCGCUUCGGCGAUGGGAGUAGGAGCGACACCUGCUGGCACAUCGACGAGCAGCGGAGGUGGCGAUCUCGGCCCGAUUGGACCUCCUGCGUCUGCUGCAUCUAGCUCGGUUUCAACAUCAAACCAGCAGUCAACGCAAGUUUUAUAAACACGCGUGCACCGGGAUCACCUUCCUUCGCGGAAAAGGAAAUAAGAUCCAUAAAAGAAGAAGCAAGAAAAACUGCAAUGUCCGCACGCUGCGUUAAGUACUACCCUAUCUUUUAUCUUACCGAGAUCUGUUCUAUCCAUCGACGGGAAUGACGAAUUUCAACGAAUUUCCCCACAUUUGUUUCUUCUCUCGUUUUGCCCUGUGUCCUUCGAAAGCAAGAGAAAAAGAGGCGGAAAAAUCUCGGACGAUUGUUUCUUGUGAAAUGAAUGAAGAAAUGAACUAUAAUGUAAUGAUUUUUCUUAUUUUUGCAGUCGUAAAAUCGACGAUAUUUGUACAGUAACUAGCUUCUUUGGGACCCGGGCAACGCGAGAUCACAUUAUGACGAAGUCUGUUCCAACGAGAACCCCAUGAAAAAGCAGUCAGUAGAGACGAAGAUAGAUACGUUGUAGCGCAUUUUUUCUAUCGUUUUGCAAUACGUACCCCGUACGUAGGGGAGUAUCACGUGCGUAGAGAUAUUUGCAUUACCGAAUGUAUCAAGUAUACCGAAGUAGAAAUUGCACUAUGAUUUCCGAUUUGCAAACGAUGUUUCUCACGAUCGACUCGACGAAUUUCAGGUAUAUUUCAUGACCAAUCGGCACACACUGAGCUGAGCCAUUGGCUGAUCUUGUGCCGCAUAAAAAUGCAUAGAUUUCGUAUUACGGAUUCAUAAGAGAGGAUCGUUCGAUUAUUGAAUUAUCGUGCAAAGCAGUUACGCUGGAUUUAUUAGAUGCGUCCCCUCAAUUUCAGCACGUAGAAAAAGAAAAAUGUAAAAAA